Molecule: messenger RNA, 1320 nt
Organism: Penicillium antarcticum
Lineage: Eukaryota; Fungi; Ascomycota; Eurotiomycetes; Eurotiales; Aspergillaceae
Product: Zn(II)2Cys6 transcription factor
Exons: 2
Coding region: 1-1320 (439 amino acids)
Biological process (GO): positive regulation of transcription by RNA polymerase II
Cellular component (GO): nucleus
Molecular function (GO): transcription cis-regulatory region binding; zinc ion binding; DNA-binding transcription factor activity, RNA polymerase II-specific
Source: RefSeq, a predicted model, not a curated record
AUGCGUUCUGAGACUGCUGGUUGCUGGACGUGUCGUCUUCGGCAUCUAAAAUGCGAUCUGCAUGCACCCGCAUGCAAAGAAUGUACCGACAGACAUGUUCACUGUCAUGGCUAUGGACCGAAGCCGUCAUGGAUGGAUGGCGCUUCCGGAGAGCAGAAAGAGCGUCAAAGAAUCAAAGCUGCAAUAAAUGAAAACUUUCGCCGUGUGAAGAAAUUGCAAGGUCGGGCUCGCCGAAGGGCUAGGGAGCAGUCUCAGGCAUUGUCGGAAUCACUAAUGAAUGCAGAAGCGCCGCGAGCAAUGAUCACGCCUCCUCAGCCUCCUUAUUCGCCUUGUUUAUCUUGUCAAACAGAUACUUCAAGGCAAAGCAUUGAGCCAGGAAUCAAUGGCACAAGACAAGAUACGAAUGAAGAUCAUAAUGAGGCCCCGCAAUCCCGAACUGAUUCCGAUGACCAAAAUUCCGAGCCUUGGGGCGGUCUCGAUUCGCGAGAGGCAUACCUUUUAAUGCAUUAUCUUGAUCAAGUUUUCCCAUGGCAAUUCCCCUAUCAUUGUUCUAGAUCUCGUCUAGGAAAUCGGGGCUGGCUUUUUCUGUUGUUGAUCCAGCGAGGACCUCUUUACCACGCUGUUCUCAGUUUAUCUUCACUCCACCAAGCUGCUAUACUCGGAACUGAAGAGGAAUUCCAGCAACAGCAAAAGGCAUUUGAACAUCACUCCAGAGCACUGCGGAAACUUUGUGAUAUCAUGAGCGAAAAGGGCGACCAGCUGCUGGAUGAUCAUCCACAAUUGGCAGAGUUCUUAGCAUGCAGCUUCAUGUUGAUCAGCUUUGAGGUCUUCCGGGGUGCCGAGCAUGACUGGCUCCUGCAUCUCGACGCCACUGCAUCUCUCAUGGGCCUUUUAUCACCAGAGGCUAUAUUUAACUCAGACUCGACUAUCUGUGAUCUUAGCUCAAUCCCAUUUUCUGAGCAGUAUCGAUCUCCAAAAAGCGGCAUGGUUGAAGGGCUGCAAUUUCUCACAGUGGCCGUGAUUUGGUCUGAUAUCUUCGCCUGUGUUGCAACCGGUCGAGCGCCACGACUUCCCUAUCAACAAUGGCUUCGGAUUCAAGGUCUCAACACUGCAGAUCUGAUGGGCUGCGAAAAUUGGGUAAUGGUUGUUAUAGGCGACCUCGCUCAUUUGAGCAUCUGGAAGGAAAAGCAGGAAGAGGAGGGUAUGCUGAGUAUCCGAGAACUCGCGAGCCGUGGUAAAGAAAUCGAGCGGUGCUUGGAAGGCGGUAUCCAGGACCUUGAUUUGGCACGAUGUGUAGGUCUACUAUUCUUGAUGAUCUGA